This is a messenger RNA of Trichomycterus rosablanca, 5085 nucleotides long. Its product is annotated as ankyrin repeat domain-containing protein 34A. The record is from RefSeq and is a predicted model, not a curated record. Gene Ontology annotation, molecular function: protein binding. The coding region runs from base 340 to 1902 and encodes 520 amino acids. Lineage: Eukaryota; Metazoa; Chordata; Actinopteri; Siluriformes; Trichomycteridae. The transcript is spliced from 2 exons.
CAUCCCUCCGCACAGGCUGCGUCCGUUCGGUCGCCGCACAGUUCGGAAAUCACACGGAGCUCCGCUGCCCACCGGCCGCCCCCGCAUCCUCCCAUCUAAACCCGACAGCGGGAGGAAUGCUGGACGAGAGGGCAUCGGUUUAACGCCCAGCGAGCGAGCGAGCGAGCGAGCCGGCGCACGGCUUCGGGAUUCGACUGGAUUUUGGGCGUAAAUUGUCGGUGAUGGAAUUCAUUUAGUGGAAGCGCAGCGCAGAGCAGCGCAGCCGCGGUCGUCAACAAUCCAGCUGAAUAUGUGCAGGCGGUCUUGAGAAGCCGGACCACAGUACCAGCGGGGGGCACCAUGGGUGACGGAGGAGCUCUGCGGACGGAAGGGAACGCCCUGCUGAAGGCCGUCUUCCAGGGCAAGCUUCGCCUGGCUCGCCUGCUGCUGGAGGGCGGCGCGUACAUCAACGAGGGCAACGAGCGUGGCGAGACGCCCAUCAUCGCCGCCUGCCUGGCCGAAUGCGAAGACGCGCCGACCCGUCUCAAGAUGGUACGCUACCUUCUGGAGAAGGGCGCCGACCCGAACAUCCCUGACAAAUCGGGUCGGACCGCGCUGAUGCACGCGUGCGCCGAGCGCGCCGGCAAAGACGUGGUGGCGCUCCUGCUGGAGAACGGAGCCGAUCCGAGUCUUAAGGACUACUCCGGGUCCUCGGCUUUGAUGCACGCCAUCAACCGAGGUGACCGAGAAACCUUGCAGGUCCUCCUAGACGCCUGUAAAGCCAAAGGCAAAGAGGUCAUCAUUAUAACAACCGACACCUCACCCUCGGGCACCAAGAAGACCAAGCAGUACCUGAACUCUCCGCCCUCGCCCGGCGUGGUGGACAAAAUCUCGCCCGCCUGCAUGUCUCCAUCGGAGGUCGAAAUCCGAACCUCCAACUCGCCCGCCGGAGAGGAGGAAGAAGGCAUUUUUAGCUUCGCUCUGACCUCCGCCCUUCCUCUGCCCUCCAACAGGCCGCCCGGCGAGAAGAGGCCACCUCCGCGCAAGCUCCUGAAACGAUUAAACUCGGAACCCUGGGGUCUGGUGGCACCCAGCGUCCUGGCUGAGAGAGGACAGCUGGCAGAGACGAGCCUAGCGGAAGAGGAGAAGGUGGUGUCCGAGAUGAACGGACUGUCCAUCUCCGGUCCGGGCAGACCACUGCUCUCACGCAGGCACAGCAUCGAAACACACGACCCCUGCUCGCCCAAGGUGAUCGACCGCUCCUGCUCGGAGGACUGCGCGGCGCUCUGCGGCUCCUCCUGGGCCGACAAGGUGCAGCAGCAUCAGUCGCUGUAUCGCAGGAACACGGCUCCCGAAUCGCAGGAGAACGCGAAUCAGUCCCGCGCUCUGCCGCACCCUAAACUCACCCGUAUGGAGCACUACGAGUCGGACACGCACCUGUGCCCCGAGUCCAUCCCCGGGUCUCCGGAUUCAGGCCGCGUCUCGGUGGAGCGACGCAAGUACAACGCCUCCCCUCUGUCCCUGCUCACGAGCUCCUCUCGGGAGUCCCUGGAGAGCAUCCCAAACUCGGUGUCCCCCAUCACCAUGAGAAGGAGACCCCCAGGCUUGCUGGAGCGCAGGGGCUCGGGGACGCUCCUGUUGGACCACAUCUCGCACACCCGGCCCGGGUUCCUCCCCCCGCUCAACGUCAACCCGCAACGGCCCAUCCCAGACAUCCGGACCAACGGCAAGCCCUCCUCGCCAGUGCACUCCGGCAACAAGAUCCUCCUGCCUGUAGCACCCACGUCACCAAAGCGCAUUUUGGACUUCAAGAUGAAGAAGAAGCUUAUAAGGAGGCACUCCAUGCAGACGGAGCAGAUGAAGCAGCUCUCCGCCUUUCAGGAGCUUCUGGCCGAGAAGGUCAUGGAGGUCAACGGAGACUAAGAGUAACGAUAGUGAGAGGAAUAUAACACGUAAACAAUCAGUCGUAAAUUAACCGCAAAUUCUGCCACAUCAAUAUACCAGAUAUUCGUUGGGCGGUUGGCAAAUAGUCCUUAAAACAAACGUUUUGAUCCAGAUUAGGGUCGCAGCUCCACCUUAAAACACCGGGGCAAGACAAACGCUCCCUUAAAAGCCGCUCACUUAUUCACUCACACCGGGGUCACAAUUCAUUCAUUCAUUGUCUGUUUUGGGUGCAUCACAGGGCACACACACUGUGGGAGGAAACCGGAUCUCCCGGAGGAAACCCACACAAACAAGAGAGAACAAGAAGGUCCCGGACCGCUCUACAUGGGAAUUGAACCCAGGACCUUCAUAUUGUGAGGCGACAGGGCACUAUUUAAAACUCCAAUAAAGGUUCUGCAUAUUUUUGGGGGUUUAAGGAGAUCAGAGUACCUGGAAAGACCACCAUGUGGCACCCACUCCACCAUCGGUGGCACUGUGGUGCCGUAGCUGCAUCGUCGGCAUGAUCUGCAUUUCAUUCAUAUCGUUCAGGUCCAGUUCAGGUUCAUGGGUUCAUGGGUACACCAUGGAUAUGGUGCCAACUAAUCCAGGGCAAUACACUGAUGCACAUUUACCAAAUGUUGCUGUGGUGUUGACCACACACGCCCACUUUAUGUGCCAGCUUUGCCACUGUUGUGGUCUGAAAUUAAAAUUAUUGGUUUCCAGUGGGUCCCACCACAGGUCUUUGGUUUGGUGUACGCCAAAUUCUAAUCAAUGGCGAUAAAAUGCACAUACAGCAGCUCUGAACCUGCGGUUUGUGGCGUCUUCAAAACUGCUCUGCAUAUCGCUGCCCAGGUCGUGAAACCAUGUAGACGUGAUUUACAUACGAGAAAACACACACACAGACACACACACACACACACGACCAUAAUAACCAUUCAGGCUUUUUUGAACCUUGGUGUUUUUCAGAGAACCGACCCACGUUUCCACCAAUCACUCACUGACUGUCUUAACCGCUUAUCCAAUCAGGGUCGCGGGGGUGCUGGAGUCUAUCCCAGAUUUUCAAUGGGCGCAAGGCACACAGUAACACCCUGGACGGGGCGCCAGACACAUACUGUAUAAACACAUGCACAUACACACACCCAUUCACCUUUAGGGCAAUUCAGUGUCUCCAAUUAAUUUGACUGCACUGCAUGUUUUUUGACUGUGGGAGGAAGCCGGAGCUCCCGAAGGAAACCCACGCAGACACGGGGAGAACAUGCAAACGGCGCAGAAAGGACCCGGGCCGCCCCGCCUGGGGAUGGAACCCAGGACCUUCGUGCUGUGAGGCGACAGCGCUACCCACCGAGCCACCGUGCCGCCCAUGGAUCAACCUCUUUAUUCUGGUCAGGGUAGCGAGGCAGGACAGGCAGCUCCACCACACUUCCCCCAGACACAGCCAGUCAUCAUGUCUGUGUGGACACCCGUCCGGCCGAUAUCACCUCUGAGAAUAGAACCCAUAACGAAUCUCCAAACGAUCCCUCGUCCUUUACAGUAUGUUUACAGUAAAUCAGAUUAGUACGUCUCUCAAGGAGCAUUUAAACAUUAAAACCACUAAAAACUGUAUUAUUACCUCACGUCCAAUCUGUUUUCACUUUAAUAAGAUCGACUUGUGACUAUUUUGCUCAGCCGUAGCGUUAGGAAUCAAAACAAAACAAAGAAACAGCGCUGAAGUGUGACAGAAACCUUUGACCUUACUUUAUAGAGGUGUGGAACGGACACUCUGUGUGUGCUUUUAUAUAAAGAGAAGAAAUAAAGUGCAAUUCUUAAUUCAGAAUCCCAAAGAAAUCCCAUGAAACCCGUUCUCGCUCACAUUUUACGACGGCGUAUCAGGGCCACUGUAAAAAAAUAUUUGUAAGUUUUGAUUAUGAGUCGAUGGUGGGGGUUAAACCGGCAACCUCAUGAUUACUAGUCCAGUACCUUACAUGACUACUAGUCCAGUACCUCAACCGCUGAGCUACCACUGUCCCUUUUGUUUAUGCAUUUUCUCCCUUUUUCUCCCUUUUAACGUGUACAGAGAGACACACCCUGAUCAGCACACUCUCUCCCCGUCUCUGUGCAGGCGCCAUCAAUCAGCCAGCAGAGGUCGUAAUUGCAUUACUCAUGAGAGAGACCCAUCCGGCUUAAUCCCACCCCUAUAUGAACAACUGGCCAAUCGUCGUUCAUGUAGUUGCUCAGCCCAGUCAGCAGGUAGAGCCGAGACUCGAUACGAUGUACUCGAGAUCCCGGCUCUGGUGUUCCAGCAUGUGUUUUUACCACUGCGCCACGAAAUCGAAACUUAAAGUUCUAUAUUUUUUACAGUGGCCCUAAUACGCCGUCGUACACGUUUACCAAAACGCAGGAAUGCACAGAGAAUCUCGACGCGAAAGAAAGGCGUGAAUCUGGAACCAUGUGCGCCCAGAGAAGCGCACAUGUAGAUAUUGUACAGUUUUCCCACACGCUAAAACCAUUCGUCUCUUUAUUAUUUAUUAUUUAUUUAUUUAUUUAUUUAUUUAUUUAUUUGGGUAUUUUGUGUGCAAUAUUCUGUGCCGCGGGAUCUCCGGUUUAAUCUCAUCGUGGUGAACUUGGCUGAUUAAAAACGUGGGACUCGAAGUUCACGGACCGAACGGACCUGCAGAGGACUGCUGGAAUUCACUCUGGUUAUAAAAUGGAAUUAUUUUUAAUGUGGUGUUUGUCGGUGUAGAGAGAGAAAUAUAAAUAAAUCUAUAUACAGAUACACACGAGUACGUUUAACGAAGCUACAACGUGGUUACCAGUCUCGCUUUCGUUCGUCGGAGCUCAAAAUAUUUCAGUGCUUUUAGUUGGCGGUGUUGAUUAUUUGUGUGAGUUUUACUUUACUGUACUGUAAUAUAAAAACAAAAGAAAACAACACUAAAAAUGAAGAGUAAUUAUUUUUUUAAUACCUCUGUGACGGGAACAUUUUCAUCAACUGUUUAUCCUCCGAAUCAUGAGUGAUUAUUGUUUUUGUAUUUGUUCAGGUGGAAAUAAUCUCUACUUUCACUGUUAGAUUUGCACAGGGACGUUUUACACAUAUUUCAACAUGUAAAGUGACUAAAUAUAUAAAGUUCUACACGUGUUUAAAGCUGCAGUAUGUAACUUCUUUAUAUGAAUAGUCUGUAUGUAGUAUUUCUUUAUCCGGACAUGUUU